Molecule: messenger RNA, 596 nt
Organism: Cyprinus carpio (common carp)
Lineage: Eukaryota; Metazoa; Chordata; Actinopteri; Cypriniformes; Cyprinidae
Product: insulin
Cellular component (GO): extracellular region
Molecular function (GO): hormone activity
Source: RefSeq, a predicted model, not a curated record
GCACAAAAGAUUUGUUUUCCGCUGAUUCAGGCAAAGACUGCACAACCCACCUAAAAACACAUGUAUAAAAAUGAGAAGCACACGCUGCUUGUCCCAAACCUUCUCUCGUCUACCAUCUCUACCAUUCCUUGUCCUCUGCUUCAAGAACAGCGUGACCAUGGCAGUUUGGAUCCAGGCUGGUGCUCUGUUGUUCCUUUUGGCCGUCUCCAGUGUGAACGCUAACGCAGGGGCCCCGCAGCACCUGUGUGGAUCUCAUCUGGUCGAUGCCCUCUACCUGGUCUGUGGUCCAACAGGUUUCUUCUAUAACCCCAAGAGAGAUGUUGACCCUCUUCUGGGUUUCCUUCCUCCAAAAUCUGCCCAGGAAACUGAGGUGGCUGACUUUGCAUUUAAAGAUCAUGCCGAGGUGAUAAGGAAGAGAGGCAUUGUAGAGCAAUGUUGCCACAAACCCUGCAGUAUCUUUGAGCUGCAGAAUUACUGUAACUAAAAGAACAUGUCCUGUGACAACCGCCAAUGACUUCUCCACCUGUUUGCACACAGGUAUCAGCCAUAAUGCUCUUGAUUUGUUUUUCAUAGAAAAUUAAAUUUUAUCAAAUGAA